This is a messenger RNA of Schistocerca piceifrons (Central American locust), 1911 nucleotides long. Its product is annotated as solute carrier family 2, facilitated glucose transporter member 8-like. Gene Ontology annotation, molecular function: sugar transmembrane transporter activity. The coding region runs from base 145 to 1911 and encodes 588 amino acids. Gene Ontology annotation, biological process: carbohydrate transport; transmembrane transport. The record is from RefSeq and is a predicted model, not a curated record. The transcript is spliced from 8 exons. Gene Ontology annotation, cellular component: membrane. Lineage: Eukaryota; Metazoa; Arthropoda; Insecta; Orthoptera; Acrididae.
AGCUGAUCCGUGCUGCUCUGCAUCUGGUGAUAAGGCACAGGCGGUCUGCCAAGUCGCGAGGUCUGGAGACGGCGGCAGCGAAUACAACCAGCCGCGUCUGCAUCUACAGGUUCUCAGGAGCGCCGGCAACGCAGGCAGUACAUCAUGACCAUUUCUGUCGAACUGGAGAUGAAGCCGCCUCCUGAACAUGCAGCUGAAGGAAGCCGAAGAGCCAGCAGACUGAAGCAGCACCUGGCCGCCAUUGCUAUGAGCAUCGGGGCGCUGGGCACGGGCACGACACUGGGCUGGACCAGCGUGGCCAUCCCGGAGCUGCAGUGCGGCUACGUGUCUGCGGCCGGAGCGCAGUGCUACCAGUCAUGGCAGCUGGCCUGGGUCUCGGGCUGCAUGUCGCUCGGGGCGCUGGCGUUCUCGCUGCCUGUGGGGCGGCUGGCCGACGUGCUGGGCCGCAAGCGGGCCGGGCUCUGCCUGGGCCCCCUCUUCCUGGCUGGCUGGGCCUUCCUCAUCUGGGGAGACUCGCUGGCGUUGCUGUGCGUGGGCCGCCUGCUGACCGGAGCUGCGGGCGGAGCCUUCAACGUGCUGGCGCCGGUGUACAUCGCCGAGGUGGCCCAGAAGGAAGUCCGGGGAGCACUGUGCGGCUACUUCCAGCUGCUGCUCACCGUCGGCACCCUCUACGUCUACGUGCUGGGUGCGGUGACCGGCCUGUUCUGGACCUCCGUGGGCUGCGCCGUGGUGCCCGCGGUCUUCCUGGUGGCACUCUCGCUGGUGCCCGAGACUCCCCCCUACCUGCUGCAGGGUGGCCGGGAGGACGAGGCCCGGGCGGCCCUCCGCUGGCUGAGGGGACCGCGCUGGGACAUGGAGGCGGAGCUGGCCGAGGCGAGGGCGGCUCUGGAAGAGGACUCCGGGAACGGGAGGUCCGGGUCCCUCCGGGAGGGGCUGAGCACCCCUGCUGCCGGUCGGGGAAUCGUCGCGGGGCUGGGGCUCGUCACGUGCUUCCAGCUCUGUGGCAUCAAUGCUGUGCUUUUCUACGCGUCCGAUAUCUUCCUGAGAGCGUCGGGCGGAGCCCUGGAGGCGGAUACGUCUGCCGUGGUGGUGGGCGCCAUGCAGGUGGUGGCGACGCUGGUGGCGUCACUGGUGGUGGACCGCGCGGGCCGCAGGCCGCUGCUCGUGGCGUCCGCCGCAGUGGUGGGGCUGUGCGCUCUGCUCCUGGGAGCCUACUUCCAGCUGGACUCCAGUGGUGAGGCCGAGGGCCUGGACUGGCUGCCCCUCGCCAGCCUCUGCCUGUUCGUGGUGGCCUUCUCGCUGGGGCUCGGGCCCGUCACCUGGGUGCUGCUCGGAGAGCUGUAUGCCCCCGAGGUGCGCGCCUUUGCGGGCUCCCUCUGCUGCCUCGUCAGCUGGACCUUCUCCUUCCUGGUCACCACCUUCUUCAGCGAGCUCAGCUCCGCCGUCGGCGUCCAGGGAACCUUCUGGAUCUUCGGCUCCGUGGCAGUCGCCGGCGCCCUGUUCGUGUUCUUCGUGGUUCCCGAGACGAAGGACCGGUCGCUGGAGGAGGUGCAGAGGCAGCUGUCUGGCGGGGCCCGAGUGUGGAUUUCGUUUUUGCAGUGCCAGCCAGCCAGCAGCAGCAGCAGCAGCAGCAGCAGCAGUUCCCGGUCCCGGCCUGCAGCAGUGGUUCCGCAGCCAGCCAGCCAGCCAGCCAGCCAGCCAGCCCUCCGGUGGCAGCAGCCGUCCAGCCAGCAGCAGUCCAGCCAGCAGCAGCAGCAGCAGCAGCAGCUGCCGCCGCCCCGUCCGCGGCAGCAGCGGGUGGAGAAGGCAAGAUGGCGGAGAACCCACACCUGGCCGGCUGCACCUAGUCUAGAGGAGCGGCGCGAGAGGGCAGCAGCUGCCGGCGGCAGCACAAACUGCCGCUGCCUGUGA